AUGGCUAUAUCUAGUAAAGUUGGUAAAGUUGGUAAAGCUUCUAAGAAAGAAGUAAAGAAACAAGUAGAGUCAUCAAGUUCUAGUGAAUCAAGUUCAGGUGAAUCAAGUUCAAGUGAAUCUAGUUCAAGUGAAUCAGAAUCAGAAUCAGAAGAAGAAGUUAAAGAUGUAAAGAAAGAUAAAGAAGAAUCAAGUUCAGACUCAAAAUCAUCAUCGUCAUCAUCAGAAUCAGACUCCGACUCAUCAAGUGAUGAAGAAGAAGAAAAAGAAGAAGUCAAAAAUGUAAAGAAAGUUGAGAAAUCAAGUUCAAGCUCAGAAUCGUCAUCAUCAGAUUCAGAAUCAAGCGCAUCAUCAGACUCAUCAGAUUCAGAAGAAGAAGAAGAAGUAGAAGAAAAAGAAGAAAAAGAAGAAGUUAAAGAAGUAAAAAAAUCUAAAAAAUCAUCAUCAUCAUCAUCAUCAGAAUCAUCAUCAUCAUCAUCAUCAGAAUCAGAAUCAGAAUCAGAAUCCUCAGACUCAGAAGAAGAAGAAGAAACCGAAAAAUCAAAUAAAAGAAAAAUUGACACCGAAGAUUCAACGCCAGUCAAAAAAUCAAAAAUUGAUGAACCAGAAGAACCAGCUACAUUAUUUGUUGGUAGAUUAUCAUGGAAUAUCGACGAUGAAUGGUUAAAAAGAGAAUUUGAACAUAUUGGUGGUGUUAUUGGUGCAAGAGUAAUAAUGGAAAGAGCCACUGGUAAAUCAAGAGGUUAUGGAUAUGUUGAUUUUGAAUCUAAAUCACAAGCUGAAAAAGCUUUGGAAGAAAUGCAAGGUAAAGAAAUUGAUGGUAGACCAAUUAAUUUAGAUAUGUCAACUAGUAAACCACAUACAGCAAAACCAGCAAAUGAUAGAGCUAAACAAUAUGGAGAUCAACAAAGUCCACCAAGUGAUACAUUAUUUAUUGGUAAUUUAUCUUUUAAUGCUGAUAGGGAUAAUUUAAUGAAAAUAUUUGGAGAAUAUGGUAGUGUUAUAUCAUGUAGAAUUCCAACACAUCCAGAUACUGAACAACCAAAAGGAUUUGGAUAUGUGCAGUUUGCAGAAGUAGCAGAAGCUAAAGCAGCAUUAGAAGGAUUAAAUGGGGAAUAUAUUGAUAAUAGACCAUGUAGAUUAGAUUUUUCAAUCCCAAGAGAUAAUAAUAAUAAUAGUAACAGAGGUGGUAGAGGUGGUUCAAGAGGUGGUUCAAGAGGUGGUUCAAGAGGUGGUUCAAGAGGUGGUGCACCAAGAGGUCAAUCCCGUCCAAAAACUGAAUUUAAAGGAACAAAGAAGACAUUUGAUUAA
Molecule: messenger RNA, 1308 nt
Organism: Insectozyma verbasci
Lineage: Eukaryota; Fungi; Ascomycota; Pichiomycetes; Serinales; Debaryomycetaceae
Source: the annotation of a GenBank genome assembly